Vitis riparia (riverbank grape) is the source of this 3058-nucleotide messenger RNA. Its product is annotated as F-box/FBD/LRR-repeat protein At1g13570-like. NCBI's taxonomy places the organism in Eukaryota, Viridiplantae, Streptophyta, Magnoliopsida, Vitales, Vitaceae. Gene Ontology annotation, molecular function: protein binding. The coding region runs from base 1624 to 2901 and encodes 425 amino acids. The transcript has 4 exons. The record is from RefSeq and is a predicted model, not a curated record.
AUCGGUCUUGACUGUUUGGUGUGUUAAUUCAAAAGGAUGCCCCGUUCCUAGCAUUUGUUUUGGUUUGUUUCUCUUCUUUUGUUCUCAUGGCCUCUGUUUGGAUUCUCAGAAAAUACUCCCUAGAAAGAAAAUAACAAUUCGGAAUAUUAGUCACUGGUUUUUGCAAUCCUACGUUUUCUCAGCAACCGAACGGAGCAAAGAGGGACACACAAAUUCCGUUGAUUUCGGGUUACAUUUCAUUCUACAGUCUGGACAUGAUCAUUGAGUCUUCCUCAUCCUUGGCAGCAAAAUUGAGAUCAUUCUCACUUGGUGCUAACAAUCAAGUAGUUGAGCUUGCUUUUUUCCUUUAAAAACAUAUGCACAUACUGGGACCAUACUAGAUGGUUUUGGCCAUUAAAUCUAAAUGAGGGCUAAAGGUUUUAAUAUUCACUGGUAGGUGUUUGUUUUGGAAUGUAGUGUUUGAGGUUAAGAUUUUCUGAGGUUUUGUUUUCUAAGCUUUUUGACUUAGUGAGCAGCUAAAUAAAGCCAAAACUUGUGAGAGUAGUGAUGCAAUAGCUGAUGUGAAAAACUGUUGAAUUACAACAACUGAUCAAUGAGGAGAGAAAAAAAUGGUGACAACAAUGAAGACCACAUGAGAUAGAGAAUAGCGACAAUAAAGGCCAUUGGAAAUCGAUAAGGAUGAAGACCAUUAGGAAAAAAAAAUUAGAAUUGAACUUAGAGACCUGGAACAUACGCUGAUACCAUGUAGAAAAGAAUGAUUUUAUUUAUGUAUUUCUGACAAAAUGAUACGGUAUUUAGAGUGUACAGUUGUAUAAAAGUUGAAAACUAAAUUACACAAAAUCAGGAAGUUGACUAAUUCCUAAAUAUUCUUUACCCUACAAAUUGGAAAAAUAAAAUAGGAAAGUAUACAACUAUACAAUCUUGAAAAUCAGGGAAUUAAUUUCAUACAACUGUACAAUCUCGGAAAUCAGGGAAUUAAUUCCUGGUAUUUGCAAUAUGAUGAACAUCUCUCAUUUCAAAAUGGUGAAUUGGUAGGAGAGAUUUUUAAUGUUUAGAGAAUGAGAUAUGGAUAGGUAGAGCCCAUGUGGAGUCCACUGACGGAUGGUACAACCCAAUUGAAAAGAACAUUUUGAGAAACAUUUUGGGAAUUAAUAUUAGAGUGCAUAAAUUUCUAAAUAUUUUUAAAUUUAAAAAGAUAUUUAUUUGUUUAUAAAUCAUGGUACUGAAACAAACUUUUCCCUGUUAUUUAUGUUGAAACUAUAGUAAUAAAAGUGUCUCUACUGCCUUUUUUAUUUGAUUUUGAUGAAUUUAUGCAUGUCUGUUGGUUAGACUGGUUUUUUCCUCAUGGAGUAUCUAGCUCUCCAAAUUAAAGAAUGUGUGAUUGAUGUUAUCAUUUACUCUAAUCUUUGAAGCAUCUUCGCCACAAGUCUAGUUUUCUCUUUUCCAUUGUUGUUACUCACAUUUCCAAUUUGGUUUGGUGCUUUCUGUAGGUUUGUAUGCUUUUACUUUGAAGUGUCUGUCUUAAUGUAUUGAGGAACACCUGUUUUAAUGUAUUGAGGAACACCUGACUGUUGUUUGCCUGAAAGAACCAGUAAGCAAAUUUGAGAACUGGAUCAAUCUGAUAUGGUUAUGAUGGAAAAGCAAACUAGGACGGAUAGGAUUAGCAAUCUGCCAUGGGAUGUGUUGGACGCUAUCCUUGUGCACUUGCCACUAAAAGAUGCUGCAAGGACUAGCAUCUUAUCAAGUAAGUGGAGAUAUAAAUGGAUUAGCCUUUCACAGUUUGUAUUUGAUGAUAAAUGCUUCUCCAAUACUUUAUUGAACAAAGUAGACAGAUGGGGUGAGAUUAUGAAAAUUAUUCAUCGUGUCCAGAAAAAUCACAGUGGGCAAAUAGACAAGUUCAAGCUUGCUGCUUAUUGCUGUCCAAAUCACUUGGAUUUAGAUCAGUGGAUGCACUUUUUAGCAGAGAAAGGCAUUAAGGAGUUUGUCCUUAAGGAGUUCUAUUUUAUCAGGCGCUUUAAGUUGCCUUGUUGUCUAUUCUCUUGUCAACAACUAAGACACUUGGAGCUGUAUGGUUGCACAUUCAAACUUCCACCCGAAUUUAAAGGAUUUAAGUGUCUUGCAAGCCUACAGCUCAGACAAGUCUGUGUAGACAGUGAUACACUUGAAAGUCUGAUUCUUCAAUGCCCUGUUCUUGAGAGUUUGAUUCUGUUAAAAAUUGAUGGUUUAACAUGUCUUAAAAUCCACAAUCCAAAUCUGAAGUACUUGAAAAUAUAUACUGAAUUUGGGAAUAUCUAUCUUGAAAAUAAUCCACUUCUUUCAAGUAUUGAUAUUCACCCAACAAGUGUGAACUUAGAAAUGAACAUGUUCUGUUCCCUUGAAGAAUGGAAAGCUUGCAAUUUGUUCAGGGUUCUUGGUUGCUUGUCUGGUGUUAAGAGGCUCUCUCUCUCUGGACACUUUCUUGAGUUUUUAGGUACUUCAAAUGUACCAGAGAGACUGCCUGAGAGGUUCAACCGGCUCAUGGCCCUUGAGCUAAGGGAAGUAAGUUUUAAAAGUUUGAAUGAAGUAAUGGUUUUUCUUGCCAUCCUCCAAAGUGCCCCAAAUUUAGAGGAACUCUCUAUCUCACAUCGUGAUUUAGAAGUUGGAUCAUAUGACAUACCUAUUGUGGAGUUCCUGAAAUCGCGUUAUCUAUUGGGCUCUCUCAACCAUCUCCAGGUAGUAAGAAUGAGAGGUAUCAUGGUUAGCAGACCUGAAUGGGAACUCAUCAAGUUAAUACUUGCUAGUUCCCCAGCGCUUAAGACGAUGACCAUUGUUAAAUACAGAGGUUCGAGGAUUCCAGAAUCAGUGUUUCUGCAAGUUGAGCGGGCUUCGGAAAAUGCAAAAAUUAUAUCCUUAACAUUAUAGGCCAUCAUAUUUAUGAUGUAAACUCUUUAUCUGUCAUAGCUGUUUAUAUAGCCUGUGUUUAACCUUAUCAACCAUAUUGUUCAUGCUGUUUUAUCUUUUCAUUUCAGACAACAGGUUAUCAAUCUAACACACUUCGCUGAGAUUCUUUUGCACUAAA